UGUUAAAGUAAAAGUAAACAAAACAAACUAAAAACAAUAAUGGAAAAUAUUGAAGAAGAAAAUACAAUUACGUCAAAAAUAAAAGUGUUGGAUAUUGGAGACGAAGAGGAAGAUAUAGAGGAAUACCCAAUUGAAAAAACGGGUGCUUCAAAAUUCUAUCGGGACUUUCAAGCAGAUUUUAGAAAGCAUUUAAGUUAUCUUUUAUUUGGAACUCACAGCCCCAUUGAAUUUGUCGACGAUUGGAAUUUAGUGGGACGGUUUGGAGCGUCAGUCCAUAAGAAAGAUAAUCAAACCAGAAGUUAUUCCUUUCAUUAUACUACGGAUAAUACCACACCACCUGGAACUAUAAUAAUUGGACCUGCAAUUAACAAAAGGGCAGCAAUGGAUCUAGUAAGAAAACGACUGAGUGAUGAGAAUUGGAUAUCGGAAAACGAGAUUAGCACACCUCUUAAAGCGAAAUUGGACAAUCGUUAUUAUUACCGCGAUCAAUAUAUACGGCAAGUUGUAUCCGAUGCUAUUGAAACAGAAAAUAGUCGACUCCUUAAUUAUUUGUUGCAUUUACACAGAGAAUAUAUGAAGGAUAAAAAAUUGUGAUUUUAUAUAAGUCCAAUUAAUUGUAAUUAGGUUAAUUAAAUUGUAUUAAUUGCUUAUUUUUAAAUCAAAAUUGAUUUCUAUUAUAUGAAGUUUAAAAUAAACAACCAACUACACUUAGGCAUUUGGUUCGUAAUGAGA
Messenger RNA from Drosophila innubila, 732 nucleotides. RefSeq lists its product as uncharacterized. The record is from RefSeq and is a predicted model, not a curated record. NCBI's taxonomy places the organism in Eukaryota, Metazoa, Arthropoda, Insecta, Diptera, Drosophilidae. The coding region runs from base 40 to 594 and encodes 184 amino acids. The transcript is spliced from 2 exons.